Ixodes scapularis (black-legged tick) is the source of this 537-nucleotide messenger RNA. RefSeq lists its product as uncharacterized. The record is from RefSeq and is a predicted model, not a curated record. NCBI's taxonomy places the organism in Eukaryota, Metazoa, Arthropoda, Arachnida, Ixodida, Ixodidae. The coding region runs from base 1 to 528 and encodes 175 amino acids. The transcript is spliced from 3 exons.
AUGAAGUUCUGCAUGUACUCUGCAACGCAUGACUCGGGUUGCUCUGAUGCGCUGUUCCUGAACACGGAGAUUUCGGUGCUGAAAAAACACUUGUUGCGGGAAUUCGAGGACGUGUGCAACGCCCUGCCUCCCAGCGAGGACAAGGAGUUCAAGCAGUACAGGCAAGCUUGCGAGCUCAAAGAGUUCACCCAGGAAUGGGAGACGUGCGACUCGGCAAUGGAGGGUGACAUCGGACACUUCUACCGAAACCGCACGGGACUCACGAAAAUGCCGAGCAUUAGCAACCGGGUCCGGCGGAGACUCUGCGCGGACUUGAAGGGCUACCGCUCGUGCCUGAACGAAUCAGCGGACAGGCACCACUGCACGGCGCUGGCCCCACAGGUGGCCGAGAUGAGCAACGAACUCUUCGACCGCCUCAGCCUGGAGUACUGCGGCGGUUGUAGGGCCCGAACCACCUGGCUCCAUUACGUUUUGGUCUUCGCAAAUGUCCUGGUGUUCAGUUCGCAAUCAACAAUCCGUAGCGGUUAACGUGCGAUA